This is a messenger RNA of Paraglomus brasilianum, 1488 nucleotides long. The record is from the annotation of a GenBank genome assembly. NCBI's taxonomy places the organism in Eukaryota, Fungi, Glomeromycota, Glomeromycetes, Paraglomerales, Paraglomeraceae.
AUGCACCGCAUUCAAGGCAACAGUGAAUCUAAGGUAGAUGAUAGUGAUUCAAACAUAAAUUCGGAAGGAAAAGAAGACCAACCGGCGAUGGUUCAUAAGAUCCAAGUUGAAGCGGAUGAUGACAAUAAUCCGUUUCUUGGUUCAAGGGGACCAUCGAGAUAUAGAGCGCUCAGCAGAGCAUUCGAAGCCCGAAUGAAUAUGGCACACGUGUCACGAGGUGUCCGUUGGCCAAUACCACCAGACUAUUACGAUGAAGAAGAAAGUCACGGAUGGAAUCCGAUCAAGCCUAGGAGUAUAUUAAGUGAUCUGCGUGACGUUCACAAAGAAAUAAAAGAAAAGCCAAAAAACGAAUCAUCGCAAUCUGAACAAUGUGAUCAAGAAGGCUCGGAGGCGAUAAUAAACCCCAAAGAUCUAGAAUCAGGAAAACGUUCAAAAUCCAGUGGCACUGAGCAACUUUUGGAUGAGGGUAAUAACCCCUUUCUAGAAGAUGAGAACGACGAUCCCAGCUACGACUACGAAAACGAUGCUAUGCUUGCGGCCGCUCAACAUGCGCUUGGAUUGAGUGCAAAACAGGACAUGGCUACUCUCAGGGACAAGUCAAUACAACCGAGGAAUCUAUUACAAGUGCUACUGAAUGAACGAAGAAACCAAUCGAAAGCAGUGAGCAUACCAGAAGGAGAGAUAGAGACAUCUCCAUCAAGCACACAAGAUGUGGCUUCCAAUAACUCUCAUGCAGAAUCGAACGCCCAGACAGUGUGUUAUAUCAAUGACCAGAAUAAACAAGUUGUUGAUAUACAGGAAAAUACGCAGAGAGCUGAUAAGACGCCACCAUUAAGCCAAGACAUGACUUAUUCCACAAGUGAUCCAUUUACUACACCACAGCAGAAUAUAAUUGAUAACUAUUAUCUACCAUUAUACGAGACAGAAUCGACCAAAGAAGUGACAAAAUCUAUUAAAGGAAGCAGUGGGAGUCCUAGGCAACCCGACGAAUGUGAUAAUAGCGGAGAUGCUGAUAACGUUUCGAACGUUAGCAAGAUUAGCGAAAGCAAGGAUCCGCAUUUGUUCUAUGAUGAGUUAACUAACAGAAAAGUGGAAGAUUUCGUUGAUAUCAACGAAGAGACUAUCACUGACGAGAUGUCGGAAUACACUCUCUCAACUGACAACACCAGGUCGGAAGAAGAGAAUGCGAGAUCAUCCAAUCUGUCAACACUGGAGAGAGCGUCUUCUUUGGACAAUACAAUACGAGAUCAGAACAAAGUGAUGACCCCUAAAACAGAUAAAGACGAGAUGCCGUCCGAAGUAUCAAGGUCAUUAAAACACGCAACAACACACGAGGAGUCAGGCGGUAAAAGGAAAAGACGACGUUCGGAAGGAGCGAUAACGGAUACUGAGGGUUUUCUGUCCGCGAGAGAAUUCAAGCAUAUAACCGAUUAUGGGAAAACCCGUAAAUUGCGUGACCGUACAAGAACGAAGAAGGAAGGAAAUUGA